AUGGAGCACACAGAUCCCUUCCUACAAGUCCAAGCUGACGUCCUGUCAACGCUCCAAACCAGCCGUCCGCUAUUCUCCUCAUACAUCCGCAUCCGAUCUCUCGCAAAAUCACCCUCAAAUCCAGAACUGCAACAAUCCCGCUCAGAGCUCGAAGCCACUUUAACAGAGCUGACAGCCGACCUCGAUGACCUGGUUGAGAGCGUGCGCGCGAUCGAGCAGGACCCGUACCGGUUCGGUCUAGAGUUAGAAGAGGUACAGCGACGACGAGAACUAGUCGAAGAUGUCGGGGCCGAAAUCGAACAAAUGCGCCAGGAGCUAUUGCAGACUGUUUCUGACGCUGAUUCCGAGCUACCUAAUCCGACGGAGUUUGAUGCCACGUUGUUGGAGGAGGAGCAACUUAAUCCUGGUGUUCGCGGUGGUGGUGAUGACUACUACGCUUCUAUGGAACAGCAACGCCAGCAUGAGCUUAUGCAUGAGCAGGAUGAACAGCUAGAUGGCGUGUUUCGGACUGUGGGGAAUUUGCGACAGCAAGCGAAUGAUAUGGGUCGCGAGUUGGAAGACCAAGCUGUUAUGAUUGACGAAGUUGAUACGCUGGCCGAUCGGGUGGGUGGCAAGCUGCAGAAUGGCAUGGCGCGGAUCAGACACGUUGUCCGUCAGAACGAGGAUACAUGGUCCUCCUUUUGCAUCGCAGCCCUCAUCUUCGCGCUCGUCAUAUUAUUAAUUCUCGUUAUUGCACUGUGA
Messenger RNA from Penicillium taxi, 741 nucleotides. RefSeq names its product SNARE domain protein. Gene Ontology annotation, cellular component: membrane. NCBI's taxonomy places the organism in Eukaryota, Fungi, Ascomycota, Eurotiomycetes, Eurotiales, Aspergillaceae. Gene Ontology annotation, biological process: Golgi vesicle transport. The coding region runs from base 1 to 741 and encodes 246 amino acids. The record is from RefSeq and is a predicted model, not a curated record. The transcript is spliced from 3 exons.